This is a messenger RNA of Entelurus aequoreus (snake pipefish), 5289 nucleotides long. RefSeq lists its product as uncharacterized. Bases 558 to 1934 code for a protein of 458 amino acids. Gene Ontology annotation, molecular function: nucleic acid binding; zinc ion binding; aspartic-type endopeptidase activity. The transcript has 2 exons. The record is from RefSeq and is a predicted model, not a curated record. Lineage: Eukaryota; Metazoa; Chordata; Actinopteri; Syngnathiformes; Syngnathidae. Gene Ontology annotation, biological process: proteolysis.
UGUGUGUGUGUGCUGGAUGCGUGUGAUCAUGUGUGUGUGUGUGUGUGUGCGCUGGUGAAAAUGGAACAGGCAGGUCAAGAGAAAAAAGAGCAGGGUUGGUGCUCGAGAAUUUAAGAGUUUGGCGUAUGAUAAAAGUAAACGGGGAUUACGUGGAAAAACGAAAUGCAGCAAAAGAACAGAUGAUUUAUGAGACAAAUAUGACAGAUGGGUUGAUUGGUCUUUUGCCUGCCGCGCAUGCGUAAGACAAUUUCAAACGACCCGCCCAGACUUUGACUAAGCCACCGCCCUAUGACGUAAAGCCGGAGGCGUCUUUAUACCCACUUUUGACAGUCACAGGAGGAGCCCUGGUGGUCGAAACAGAAACAAAGCUCUCUGGUCCACCCCCUACUCCUGUGACAAAUGAGGGCGGUGCUCACACAGCCUCGCUAAGAUUGAACCCUCCUCCAAAACUAACGCUGUCUCCUGAGUGUAAAUCACCUCUGGUGCCUAAGCCCCAAAAUAACAGCCACCCAGCGGAAAACCUCCCGAAUAUCCCUAAUCUUACUAGACAGCAGAUAAUGCAUGAGUCAACGCAAAACUCCUCACUUUACACGCCAGACCAUUUUGUUGCCAUAAACAAAUGCCCUCCCCCAGUAGAUGACAGCCUCUCACGUGCACAUCAGACAUUCUUGAACAACACACAACAGAGCCAGACUUUGUGGUCUCCUAUAACUGUUAAUGGCUCAUUGGAAGGCUACAUUGACCAACACCCACAUGAACCACAUGCAUACAACACACGCUCAAAAAAGCUGGAGGGACACGCAUAUCCACUUUUUCCUGAUAAAAGCGGCAGAUUUCAAUAUAAGCCUUUUGCUGUGGCAGACAUGCAAGCCAUUGUUGACAAACUUCCACCUGUGUCUGAAGGUGGGAGUCUUUGGCUCAACACAUUAGACAAGCUAACAGCAGGAUACACUCUCUCCGUAGCAGACUUUAGAAGCAUUUUGUAUCGUUGUGUUUCCACACAAGAUGGCAAAAAUACAGAACAACAAGCAGGAUUAAUGGCUGAAUCUUCGACCUCACCGAUAACACCAUACGUUACAAACAUAGCUACUGCUAUGCGCAGUCUCUUUCCUCAAGAUGAGGAUGAUAAGGCUAAUGACAGAGCAGCAAGGAAGCAACUCCUUAAUUUACAGAUCGCUGAAGAUAAAAGUUCAAAAGAACUAAUUAGUAAAAAAUCAGCUAGGGUAUAUUCAGCACUGGGUGACCUUGCUUCUGAGUUCCAACAGGUGGAGGAAAGAAUCCUCAACAGACGUGCGACCAGACGGUUGGACUCGGGUGGUGGACAACACGGUGCUUCAAAGCCAGUCCGGGGUGGAAACUGUUUCGGCUGUGACCAGCCUGGUCACUGGAGUCGUGACUGUCCGAACAUUUUCGAACAGGAAAGGUUCCGUAGUGCCAACAAACGAACACAAAAGCGUGGCAAAGGACGCCCACCGCAGGAGCCCCAGCAGGAGAUACAGACUGGCCCCCUGCUGGACAUGAGUGUCAACGGACAAUGUUAUCAGUUCGUGAUUGACACUGGCGCCACCCAUUCGAUUCUGAAUGCAGAGGUACCAAAGAAACUGUGUGCUUCCUCUUUAAAGGUCGAAGGAUUCGCUGGGGUCACAAGAAGGUUACCUGUCACCAAACCACUUCCGGUUCAGAUUGCGGGACACACACUAAAGCACCCCUUCGUGAUUGACCUGCACACACCCUGCCAGAUUGGUAAUGACCUCCUUUACAGACUGUACCCUGACAUUCAAUAUCGCACAGAAGGAACCUUCCUGGUGUUACCUGACGGCUCAACCACCAAGCUGCGACACCACUACCAAGGCUCUUCCAUGAGCUCAUACCACAGCCUGAAACAACAGGAAUGGCUGACAUCCAGCUGCUCUAACAGUGAAAACCCUGACUGACUGAGAUGCUUCCGUGUGUUCUGCCACCCGACUCGCCAUAUGUUAUGAUCACCAGUUAGACACUCAUACCAGGAGACCUUUGACUCCUUUGUAUAUUUAUAUAUGUUGGAACUCAAGGUGUGGUUGCUUAUGUUGACCUAUCUUUGAAACAACUAGCAUGGUAUAAGAUGGACACAAUUGUGUCCCACAUUGUUCACUUGCUCUCUGUCUCGCCUACAAAACCAAAGAACUUAGGUGCAAUGAUAAGACACGGCGUAGCUGCCAAACAUUACACCGACACCCAAAUACCACAUUUUCAAUUGUUUAGGUUUAGCACAUAGUUGUGUUAAACACAUAACUAUGGGCUGCACUUUAGACACCUGUAGGCUACGAGGAGCUAGCAGCUACACAACAGCUGAGCUAAAACGACACAUUACACAUUUAAGCAUAUCAAAUAAUUAUAGUUGCUCAUUACAUACACAAAGUUGCCAUGGCAGAAGUCUGAUAGAAAGUAUUCAGUAACAAACGUGUCCGCAUCAUUCGACUUUCUACAACAUGAGCUUGACUUAAUCAAUUAUUGGGGCCACCAGGUGUGGUAAAAUUUCAAAAUACUAUUGAUAAAGCAUCCGCCAUACGGGUAGUAUUUUUCUAGUAUUUGUGACAAUAUAAAAUAUAAGCAUAUUUAGUGGAGUUUGUUAUUUGUGAUAUUGCUAAGGGGUCCCCUACCCUAACAACACCCCCCAGUGGACCACAGAGGCUAAAGAGACUAUCAUAGACUUCAAACAUGACUUGUCCUCCGCUACUUGACUAUUAGCUGACCUUUUUCUUAGAUGUUUCUGAAAGUGAUAGUAUGACUAACACAGUCCUUUUUCAGAAACAGAAGGGGGUGAGUGAGGGUGGAUACAGACUCCUUGGAACAAAAUCGACAAUAAUCCGACUCUGACACAUUCCAUAGUUUUAACAUUUUUCCCGUGGGUAAGAAGUUAUAACUACAUUUUAAUUUGAAAAUAACGAUUUUACACAUCGAUAGUAGUUAAGUAGAUCAAAUUUAGAAUAGGGAGGAGGUGAGGGUGAACCAUGUAUAGUCUUUGAUUUCACUGAUAUGAUCAAUACGGUACAAGGGAAAAGGUACGUACUGACUUGUGUUGACAAUCACAGUGGUUGGCCGGAAGAAACAACAACCUCAAAAGAGGAUACAAUAUCAGUAAUUAAAUGACUUGUGAAUGACCUAGUACCCCGACAUGGUUUCCCCAAAAAGAUUAGGUCAGACAACGGCAACCAUUAAAAAAAAAAAAAAAAAAAAAAUUCCUCACUAGCCUUGGUCGAAAAGGCUUUCGGACUAGAACACAGGUUUGGGGUACCAUCCUGAGUCCCAAGGUAAGGUUGAAAGGAUGGACCAGAACAUUAAAAACUAAUUGGCUAAAAUCUGUGCACAGACCAAAUUUAAUUGGAUUGACAUGUUGCAAUUAGCGUUAAUGAUCAUUCGAAGGUCCGUGAAUAAAACUGUUUUACCGCCCUUUGAGUUUUUCACCCUAUGAGCUGCAUACAGGUCAGCCCAGGACCAGCAGCCGCCAUGGAAGGAGGACUCAGCGUAAAACCAAAAUGGUAUUUUACACAAAAAAUGCAGAAUUUGUGUGCCAGUUCUUCUGUACAGAUACGAGGAUGACAGCCCGCCACUCCAGAUUCCCUUCCGGCCGCUGAGAGGGUCAAGAUCUAGGUCAUCAAACGCAAGUGGACGGAGCCCAGGUGGACUGGUCCCUUCAAGGUCGUGGAACGGACGUCUCACGCCCUUCGACUAGCUGGUAAAGGGGACACCUGGUACCACCUCUCCCUCUACACUCCUGCUGAAGAACCUGACAGAUUACCAGCGGAUGUCAUUGCUGACAUCGCCACUACAUCUGCCCCACUCGACCCCCCAGCAGCGCCUUUUGAGCCUGAGGCAUCUGAAGAAGAACGGGAGCAGAAAACGACUCAUUUUUAGUGUGUGUGUUAACGAGGUAACACACAUAAGGGGUGAUUGUGCUAGUAACAUCUCCCCCUCUAGGUCAUAGAAGAGCGAGGCUUUAAUUACACACACAUAAUCCUACAGCCCAGAAGACGACGCUGAGAGGGAGAUUUUCUACCUAUAUUACUCUUUUUAACUUCUAUAUUGUAUAUCCUUAUGUGAGACCAGCCUUUAUACUCAAAGUUAUCCAAUUUCUCUUGCUUGUUUUCAGCAUAACUACAUGUGUCGUUACAUUAAGUGAAAAGUUUGAUGUUUAUCCCCGUUUUGUUACCUAAAUUACUCUGAUAUUGAUAGACGAAAGGCAGGAUGUUACACCCGGUAGUGUUCCCUGACGGACUGGUGCUUGGGCGUGUUCUACUGUUUUUGUGUCUCAGUUCAUCCUUCCUGACGACAGUGACUGACAAGUGUCUAAGAACAUACAGCGGACUUCAUAUAGACUGGGUCAAAGGGGAUAGCAAGACUUAUUUUUUGACCUGUGCAGUGUGAUUAAUUACAGGGGAUACAAUAGCUAUUACCGUGGUAAUAACCUCUAUAUUUGUUACGACUCAACCCUGAACCAUUGGUGUCGGAUGCAGACAACAUACUCUGGUAAGUUGUGCCAAGUCCCUUUUAUGUUGUUUUGGGGGUUGAACAGGCUGGUACGGACCCUAAAGGGCUUAUUAAAAUUAAUAUCCUUGAGAGGGCAUUAACUACCUCUAAACCCUCUGUAGCACCUAAAGUACCACCCCACCUUGGUGGUGUUUCAAAGGCUCUCACAUCUGUGCGUGCUAAUGACACCGAAGGCCUGGUAACUUUGACCUUUGACCUUAGGAGCAGGUGCAGACAACCUGUGGCUCAGGUGGAUGCCAAAACCUGGGUGACUGUGUUGCUUCUUCCGCUGGACGUCCCUUUUCCCACACUUACCCCGCCCCUUUUAAGUUGACUGACAUGUGUACCCUUCUGUUGACAAUGCCACCCGACUUCUUCCCUUUGUGGCCCAAAAGCUAAAUUACACGCGUUUUCAAAUUACAGGACCCUCUCCGUCCCCCAACAAAUUGAGUGACAUCAACCGUUACUGGUGCACCACACUGAUAGAUGGCUCUAGGAUAGGCCCUUAGGCACGAGCUGACUUAUUCUGGUGUUGUGGGAAGCACAGAUUGUACAUUAGAAUAUGGUUAGACUGGUGACCCCGCUCACCAAAUUAACACCCCUUGGAACUCCUGUUUCAGCGGCCUCUCUAACUCCCCGCCGCCGUUGAGACUAACCAACCUGACUCGUGACGCCGUUGAGGGACUUGCUGAACAACUUGCCCCGACCUCCCUCAGGGCCGUUCAGAUCCGCAUAGCCCUUGACCGCAUCCUAGCCAAGGAAGAAGACCCUGAUAAAAAGCGC